Rhagoletis zephyria (snowberry fruit fly) is the source of this 1284-nucleotide messenger RNA. RefSeq names its product mitochondrial import receptor subunit TOM40 homolog 1. Gene Ontology annotation, molecular function: transmembrane protein transporter activity. Gene Ontology annotation, biological process: protein import into mitochondrial matrix. Gene Ontology annotation, cellular component: mitochondrial outer membrane. The record is from RefSeq and is a predicted model, not a curated record. NCBI's taxonomy places the organism in Eukaryota, Metazoa, Arthropoda, Insecta, Diptera, Tephritidae.
ACGGCGAAACCGCUAAAAGGCCUCGCCACGAAUAGUGUUCAUUAUAUUUUUUAUUGAUCUACAAUAUUUUUUGCAAAUAAAAAUCGAUAUUAAACGUAUAUUUCCUGAACCGAUUUACCACUUAAUUCAUGACGUGCGAUUGGUGCCCACAGAAAUGCACACAGCAGUUUCCAGCAUGCUUUCAACUAUACCCCGGUACUACGUACAGAAAGAAUCCCGGCAGUAUUCACGAACUACACAAACUGGCACAACGCAUCAAACCAACAUAUUACGAUGGCAUCGAGUUGGACUACGCACAUCGGCUAGCCGCUAACAAAACUGCCACAUGCAAUUGGGUGUGGAGUCAUACGCGUCCCUCAGGAUUUCGUUUCGGUGGCAUUUACUCGCUACGUUUAUAUGAAGAUUUUCUACAAACGCCCACAAUCACGGCCGAUAUCAAUCCAACCACAUUGGCUUCAAAUGUUAGCAUUGUUUUUUACCCGCAUAGCGCGUUGCGUCUAGAAGCUGCCAUGCAGCGCGCAGCCGAAGAUGUGGAGCUACAAACGCAGACCACCAUCGAGCUGACACGUCCAUCGACAACGCUCACCUGCAACAUGUACAACGUGCGUUCGAAUAGCGGUCGCAGCACCAUAUCGCUGAUGCGCUCUAUAACCGAAUCGUGGGCGUUGGGCGCUGAAUUGCUACUUGAGUGGACCGAUCCGCGUUCGCUGAUGGCCGAUACAGCAAUCGCUGCACGCUACUCGAAAUAUAACUAUCAAAUAGCGGCAUCUGCAUCACGACAGGGCAUCGACAUCAGCUACUGGCAGCGUAUACACGAGCGUAUUCAGAUGGCGACCCUGCUGGCAUGGCAUCGCAAGACUGAGAAGACCAUCGCCACUAUUUGUUAUCAAUGGGACUUUGAUGACGCUGUUGUACGCAGUAUGGUCAACUCGGAUCUCUCUGUGGGCUUUCAGUACUAUCGUUCACUACCGCAUAUACCAUGUGGCAUGGGUUUAAGUGCGCUGAUUAGCUUAGUGACCAAUCGUUUUGCAUUCGGCUUAAAAUUCGUUCUUGAUCCCAGCGGGCAAAGGCGUGGCGACUGAAAUAUAUCACAGUGUGUGGCAAUUUUUGCUAUUCAGCUUAUGAAAAUUUAGCAUCUUAAAUUUACUGAAUAUUCAUUAAACCACAAGGCUCUAUAUCCUUUAGUACUUUUCGUUAAUCUGAACGGCGUCCAAAAGAGUCUGAGUGCCAAUUUUCCAAUCAAGACGCACCGUAGGGCAUCGUUUUGACUUUGGUUAGUAAACA